Molecule: messenger RNA, 2150 nt
Organism: Sclerotinia trifoliorum
Lineage: Eukaryota; Fungi; Ascomycota; Leotiomycetes; Helotiales; Sclerotiniaceae
Source: the annotation of a GenBank genome assembly
CAAUAUCAUAUUAUCUGUACAAUAGUAUGAUGUUGAACAGGGGCGUUCGGUAGUGAAGCCGAUCCCUACUCAAGUAGAUCAUACAAAGACGUGGUUGAUCACAACAUCUUUUCAUUAAAGAUCUUUUAUAAGCCCUUUUCCCUCUCUUUCAACUAUUUUUCAUAUUUCAAUUACAUUACAGCUGUUGAAAAUGCCCACGCCUGAGAACACCCCACGCCUCAGAGUCAUCAUCAUUGGCGGCGGACUGAGUGGUCUAACAUUAGGACAACUUCUUACAGAUGUUCCGAGCAUCAAAGUUACGCUCUAUGAGCGUAGUAGAGGCCCGGUAGACCGGCUUUCGGGAUAUCGGGUUAUGUUAUCUUCUUUUGUUCUUCGAAAUUUAAAAGGAAAACUUCAACACGAUGUGUGGCAGGAGAUUGCGCCCAGUAUUGGUGUCCAACCAGGUGGAGGUCAAGAGAUGAGUUUCUUGAAGAGCACUGGCGAUCCAAUAUUCACGUGGCUACCAGCAGAGAUACAAGACGAAUUUUCUGUAUCACGCUGGCGUCUUCGAGAAGGCCUGUUGCAUUGGAGCGAAUCUUUUGCGCGAUUUGGCAAAAAAUUUGACAGAUAUGAGACACUGCGGAACGGAGUAGUGAGGUGUCACUUUACGGACGGUUCGAUAGACGAGUGCGACUUACUGGUUGGCGCCGAUGGUAUAAACUCUAGAGUCAGAGCACAAAUGUUUCCACAUUCCAGGAUACGACCUAUCGAUGUGGCAGUGAUAUACUUCAAGAUCCCGUUAACUCCGGAAACGUUUAAGUUGGCGGGCUCACAUAGUGGAGUUAUGGUACAGUGUCCCCAAGCCUCCUAAAAUGGUAAUCUACUAUACUGACUGCAUGGUAGGCCUUUUGUCCUGGGAACCAGAAUAUUUUGGUACAUUCAUGGCAAAAUCCAGUGAAGCCUUGGGCGACAGAUUACACAGCAGACGAUAUCGAACCUUGUGAAUCAUUUAUCAUGUAUGGCUACGGCAGUCCAGCGAAUUCCUUCAUCAAUAAAACCAAACCACCAGAAGAAUUAAGUCCGGCCGAAUUGAAGGCCGAGAUUAUCAAUCGUUCGAAAGCCGACAAUAACAUACACUCCAACUUUCUAAAAUUAGCUGAGAUGUGCUUGGCAAACACUGUGUAUCUUCACAUGGUGAAGAAGUGCGAUUCGGUAAAACCGUGGGACUCGACCAACGUUACAUUAAUUGGUGAUGCAGUUUUUAAGUAUGUAUUUAUAAUUUAUUGUGAUAUCUGUAACAUGUGACUGACCUCUUACUCAAGCAUCAUGACAACCUUAGGAAAGGGAGCUAAUUGCGCUCUUCUUGAUGCUGUUUCUCUCGCCGAAACACUGUCGCCCCCCUCUUCGCCGCAGUCAAAGUUUCAAGGCGAAAAUGUCCAGCUCACCUCAGAAUAUACGCCGCGGCCACCGCAAAAGCUUAUGGGCACAGCAGAGCUUCGACCCGCGCUUCGAACUUUUGCCGCGGAGAACGUCAAACGCCGCCACCGGGAGCGACAAAGAAGUGCAUUCCUCCAGAAUUUGGUUUACUUUGGUGAUAAUAAAUUCAAGGAAUACUGCAGGGAAAGAGUGCUGAAAAGUGCUCUCGGAUGGGUUGAAGGAACAAAAGGGAUGAAAAAGGAAUUAUAUGGUGCAAGGGGUGAAACGAGAAAUGUUGGUGGACUAUUAUCUCCCGACAUAGUACCGAACGACAGCCUUGGAAACCUUGACCGUGCCGAUGUGGAAUCAAUUAUUGAAAGACAGAGUUUCCUAGAAAGAGGCUGGGGGCUUGUAAGACCGGAUGAGUUGGACUCCGAAUGUGUAAGCGUUGCGUCGACUUCAACAGGGGAAUCGAAGAGUACAAAGGCUUCUUCAUCAGAGGUAAAUUUGACUGAAUGUCUGGCUAGAGACAACGCCUGAUUUUGGCAGGUUGGGGGCGGGGGAUAUGGUUGGACUGUUUGGUACUGGUAUACCCGGUUAUGGCGAGUUCAUAACACAUGACGGAUAGACUGGACAGCGAAAUUUAAGUACAUAUGGGUUUAGAUGAUUUUGAAGGCGUCUUUUUUUGCUAUAAUUACUCAGCUAAAAUAUGUUUAAUUUUAUUUCGAGACAAGUUGUUGAUGCAAGUUAGUGCU